CAAUGCGGUAAUAGGGCUCGCCGCCUUUUCCAUUUAGGGGUACCCGAAACAUACGCAAAAUGAAAUGUUAUACAGCUCGGGUUAUGUCUGAACCGUAGAAAAGCCAAUAAUGUCAUUAUCGCAGGGGGAUCUCAACGUUGCGCCCCCUUCAUCUAUCACGCUCACCAAACCAGGCGCGGCCUCAUGCUUAACACGCCCCAAACAGACGUCACCCAUUUAAACUGCCGCUCAUCUAUCAUUACUCUUCGCCUCUCCCGUUUACCUCCCUCUCCGUAACGUUCCUCGCUACAGGCCUUUCCAUUCAAGUCCAUUAGGACUUUCCUCCUCCCUCACCACUCUCCUAGAAGUGACUUCGGCCAGGAUGCCGUCCAAGCAAUCCUCUUCUGCGAACACCCCUCCUCCCCCCGCUCUCGGCACUGUCAUCGACAACAAUACCAUAGAGCUCGUAGAAGUCCUAGGCGUUGGUGGUUAUGGUGUCGUCUAUCGUGCCGUUGACACCCGUGAUCCCCUACUCACCUCCUACGCUGUCAAGUGUCUCAUAAGCUCCCACAUCCACCACAGCACGCGGCAGCGCCAGCUCCACAUCCGUGAGAUAGCUCUUCAUCGCCUCGCUUCAGCGCAUCCGAAUGUGGUCACACUGCACAGGGUGGUCGAGGAGGGCAACUACACCUACAUUAUCAUGGAUUAUGCUAGCGACGGCGACCUUUUCUCUCAGAUAUUACACAACUGCCGCUAUCUUGGUCAUGACCACCUUAUCAAACAUAUAUUUCUACAGCUCCUCGACGCUGUUGAGUACUGCCAUUCGCUCGGCAUAUACCAUCGUGAUCUCAAGCCAGAGAAUGUCCUGUGCUUCGACGGUGGCAUGCGAGUUGCGAUCACCGAUUUCGGUCUUGCCACGACUGAUAGGUUUAGCGAGGAGUUUCGGACGGGUAGCGUAUAUCAUAUGAGUCCAGAAUGUCAAGGAGGAGAAUUCGCUCCGACAGGCUCGUAUUCACCCCUAUUCAACGACAUUUGGUCAUUAGCAAUAAUUCUCCUUAACCUUGCAACCGGUCGGAAUCCGUGGAAGUCGGCGUCAUCAUCAGACCCCACGUUCCAAGCAUAUUUGCAGGACCCGGCUAACUUUUUGCCGACCGUCCUCCCCAUUUCACCUGAAGUGAACGAGAUUCUUUGCCGCAUGUUGGAAGUGGAUUGGAGGCACCGCCUUACGCUUGCAGAGGUUCGCGUGGCGAUUCAGGAUGUGGAACACUUCUACGCCGAGGGCGUGAUAUUCGAAGGCAGCAUGGCCCGUUGUGCCUGGGAGAUUGAUGUCGACCUUGAGAGCGACAGUGACUCCUCUAAUCACGAGGAACCUGUUGAAGCUCAAGACGAGCUCAAGUCCUUUUGGAGCAAAGAUUCGGAUGCGGAGAUGGACUUCACGAGGCUUUCUGUACAAAAUCCGGCUUGGGAGCAAUAUUCGUCGUGCAAUGCGACCUGGGCCAUCGAAUCCUCUAUUCGGUCGCCAUCACCGUCUCUGAUUGAGCCGCUCAAAAUCUACGAGUCCCCUCGUACUCCACCAUCAACAUACUCUCCCCAAUCCCCUGAUUCCAGCUCGUUACCUUCCGUUCCCGCCACUCCUGAGGGUAUGAUGUGCAGUAGGCCCACGCCCAUUCCCGCCAAGGGUCUCAAAAUCAACACAGUGUGCGGGCGUCGUAUAUUUUUCACUGGUAGCAGUGAAACACGUUCCACCUUUUCCUCUAUGCACACUGCCGUUGAAAGUUCUACACCGUUCUCCUCCUGUUUUUUCCUUCCAACUCCUCCUUCAGUUUCGAAGCUGUCUUUGCCUUGGACCAAUUCUGGAAUGCCUUCUUCGGUUGACUUAGGCGCUUAUUCUACUCCUGAAAGCCAGCGGAUGGAUUCCGCAUGGGAUUACACAGAAACAGACUAUUCCCCAUCAUCAUACCCCUCCACGUCGUCCUCCAGCGUCGUGGGUCUGGAACUCGACCUCUCUCCCACGUAUCACGUUGCUGAGGACACCACUCUAGCCACCUGGCGACGUGAUCAAGUCACUCCCUCCAUAAAUCACCUUGUACCCUCCAUGGUCAUGAAUGCCUUUCGCUCCGUCGAUGCCCCCCUUCCCACUCCUCCACCCUCAGCCCCAAUCCCCAUCCCCCGUUCCACUGCAGGCGAGGAGAAGAGGUGGUCUUCAAGCCUGUGGAGGUUCUCAUUCCCUCGCUCGUCGUCGCCGCCGCAUCAGACGGAAGAGCAGCCCCGUUCACGCAGGGGGUCCUUCACAGACUCGUUCCCCUUCUCUACGUUCUUUUCUGCGAGUCCCACAUGGGGGCGUCGGUCGCCGUCACCCAGCAUGCCCGAGCCGCCACCACCCGUUGUAACCGCUAUACAUGAACAAUGCCGGCAGCAGGCCCCACGACCUCGUCAAAAACGUCACUGGUUUUCGCCAGGAAAACUGUUCGCUACAGUUGGUGGCUAGUUGUAUACUUCUUAUUCUCAUCCAUUCACAUCAUCAUUCAUCCAACCUACUCACAAUUUCUCAUGCCGAGACAAUAGCAUUUUUGGCCCCAUUUUACCAUAUCUUUCGAUUUCGAUUUUUCUUCAUUUACUGUUGUGCAAUUAUCCAGGCAUUAUAUAUGAGUACCUGGUGUACACGAAAUUUUAUGUAUCGAUAUGCGGCUGUUAGAUUCCAUGCAAUUCACGAAUCCAAGCACGCAUGUGCCAUCAGAAGUGCCAGUCUUACUCUUCUUGACUUUGAACCCGUAUCUGGCAAAUUAAUGUGAUAUCUUGAACUUGUCAAGGUGCAUUCCAUGUAGAAGGCGAAAUAAGG
Molecule: messenger RNA, 2818 nt
Organism: Suillus plorans
Lineage: Eukaryota; Fungi; Basidiomycota; Agaricomycetes; Boletales; Suillaceae
Product: serine/threonine protein kinase, negative regulator of sexual conjugation and meiosis
Exons: 2
Coding region: 362-2467 (701 amino acids)
Biological process (GO): autophagy; peptidyl-serine phosphorylation
Cellular component (GO): cytoplasm
Molecular function (GO): protein serine/threonine kinase activity; ATP binding
Source: RefSeq, a predicted model, not a curated record